Cricetulus griseus (Chinese hamster) is the source of this 3762-nucleotide messenger RNA. Lineage: Eukaryota; Metazoa; Chordata; Mammalia; Rodentia; Cricetidae. The record is from RefSeq and is a predicted model, not a curated record.
CGUGCUCUCUCCUCCCUCCCUCCAUCCCUCCGCCCUCCCAGCUAAGUCGUAGGCCUUGGGGGUCGGGCCAGCAACAAGCUAUUAUCACAGACAUGGGCCAAGGAGCCAGAGGCCUCCCGGGGUCUGUGAGUUGAGCUUGAGGCUGCAGGACCAGGGUCAUCAUGAGGACAGACAGCCUGGGCUCCCUCUGGGUAGUACUUCUGUUUCCUCUUGUGUUUGGAGUCCCCACAGAGGAGGCCACUUUUGGGGAAUCUGUGGCCUCCCAUCUCACCAAAGGCUGUCAGCGAUGCUGUGACCCUGAGGAACCACUGUCCCCUGCUGACACUGUUCAUGCUCCUGCUUCCCCCUCCUUCCCCUAUGUCCUGCCUGAGGUCAGGCCCUACAUCAACAUCACCAUCCUAAAGGGUGACAAAGGGGACAGGGGUCCUCUAGGAACACCAGGGAAGCCAGGCAAGGAUGGUACCCGAGGGGACCGUGGCUCUCAGGGUGUCAAAGGUGACAAAGGACAGGCUGGCAACCCUGGCAGCUCAUGCCAGAUGCACUACUCGGCCUUCUCUGUGGGUCGCAAGACAGGCUUGCACAGCAGUGAAGACUUCCUCCCACUGCUGUUCGACAGGGUCUUCGUGAACACCGACGGCCACUUUGACAUGACCACUGGCCGCUUCAUGGCCCCCCUGCGUGGCCUCUACUUCUUCAGCCUCAACGUGCACAGCUGGAAUUACAAGGAGACCUAUGUGCAUAUCGUCCACAAUGAGCAGGCGGCUGUGAUCCUGUACGCACAGCCCAGUGAGCGCAGCAUCAUGCAGAGCCAGAGUGUCAUGUUGCCACUGGAGCCCGGCGACCACGUGUGGGUGCGGCUCUUCAAGCGUGAGCGGGAGAACGCCAUCUACAGUGAUGAUGUGGACACCUACAUCACCUUCAGCGGUCACCUGAUCAAGGCGGAGGACUGAGCUUGCCUGGCCAAUUUCAUAGCUGGGCAGCUUGGGGGAGGGCUGGUGGCUAGGGCAAGUCCUGUAGGUUCCCCAGGGUUGGAUCUGCCGAUCUUCAUUGCUUAUUAUCAUCACUUGUAGUCUGUCACCACACCCUCUCCACUCUACCCACCCCAGCUUCAUUUUCAGUGACUUUGGUCUUAAGUAUUCCAGAACUUUCUAGAGCAGCUCUCCUCACACACCACCGUGAUGUUCAUCCCUGGGGACUUCCUUGUAUGGUAGAUUCUGGCUUAGCAUUUCGGGGUAUUCCCAGGAUUCUACAUUUCUAGCAAUUUCCUCAGUAAUGCUGAUGCCACUGGUCUAUGGACCAUGCUUGAGAAACUGGGCUCUCUAAAAUAGUCCUGGCAUUCUGGGACUUCCUAAACUUCUGGAAUUCCCCCAGAAGUGUAGCAUUCUUCCUGCAUCCUCAGGUUUUUCUCUUCACCCUGAGCCUACCCCCAUCUCUGCCCUUCCUGCCCCUUUCACUGUCCUCUUUUCUAGCCACUGUUUAGGUAUACAUUCAUCAAAUGCUGAAUACUCACUUGGUCCCAGGCCUGAGGAAAGCCUAGACUAAUCAGACCUAGGUCCUGUCCCUCCCCUGGUGACCGCCCAGUAGCCUGGACAGGGGUUGGGGUGUGCUCAAGUGGGUACAAAGACUUGAGCAUGUACUGGGUGCUCCCCUAGACUGGGUGGUUAGGCACUGAGGGCCAUUCUUUACUGCUGCUGUGGUGACAGGUUCUGGAGGUAGGGAUGAUGUUCCUUUCCCAUCCUCUGCCUUCUUGCCUGGGGCCCAGCAUUAAAGCAAACCCUAGGUAUACUCUUGGCUGGGAGGAGACUCAGGAAUUUGGAGGCACCUGGGAUGAAAGGGCGCCUGGGAGUGAAUUGGAGCCCAUUAUCCUCCCUGACCUUUGAGGAUUCCUCCCACCCUACUUUCCUCAUUCCCCAGAACUUUAGCCAUGGUCAGACCAUACACUAGGUGCUCUCUGACCCUCCUGGCCCCUCAAAAGCCCAGUGUCACACAGGGCUUAUGAAGGUGCUAAGGACACCCAGGAGGUGGCUCCCAUUCAGAGCUUCACCUGCCUGUGUUGCCUUUGCAGACAUCAUGGGGAGCCAGGCAGGACAGAGAUGGCAGGUUUCAUCCCAAAGCAGGUCUAGGGACUGAAGCCAGUGACAUUCAGGUUAUUUGGGGGCCCUCUCUGAGCCAUGCUGCCAAGACAGGCCCUGGGGAACGUCAUGGAGAAGCAGGGACACUGAGACCCCAGUGCCUUUCCCAGGGUGUUUGGCCUGGUGGCCCUCUAACCUUCCCCUCUUUCACUGCAGGCUGCACAAGCUUCAGGGGAAGGUGGCCUCCGUCCAUUGGUGCUUCUGCAGACCCAGGGCAGGGCUGGCCCUGGGCGGGCAUCUCUGGUGCUUACAGCCAAGGGAACCAUGGCAGGGUGACAGGGGCAAGGCCUGCCACGUGCUGUGAAGACUGGUUCUAAAAAACCACCCUCAGCCCAGCUGUCCUUGCCUGCUUGGCCAGUGUGAAUAAAAAUCCUGGAUUCUCUUGGCAAUUCAGCCUGGUAAAUUUUGCCCUAUGCCCUUCUCCUGCCUUGGAAGGCUGCUACUCUGGCCCUGCCGGGGGCAGAUACAGGGGUCCACAGAAACAAAGCCUUGCUAAGUGCUUCACAUGUUCUCUGCCUGCAAAGAAAUUGGCUUUAGCCAGUCGUUCACACAUUCAGAAUCCUGGAGUUAGUGGGAUCCCUGGGAGUCAGCUGGGAUCCCGUUAAAUCCCCACAUCUCUGAGCCUCAACUUCACUGCCUGCAAGGUGGAGGUGGCAAUGGUUUACCUUACAGAUGGCCUCAGGACUAGAUGGCAUGUUGCCUGGCAGGUGCCAUGUCCUUCUUGGACAACAUCUGUUGAUCAUGUGCAGUGUGGUUUCCUGAAGCAGCAUACUGGUUAUUUCCUUAGAUACCAUCCAGAAACUACAGGAACUCCAAAGUGCCACACCAAUUGUAUUAGCUACUGUCUUGUUAGGGUGACAGAAGCAACUCAAGGAAGUUGAGGGUACAGUCUAUCAUGGCAUGGAUGACAUGACAGCCAGGGUGUGAGGCAGCUGGUCACAUCACAUCUGCAGUGAGGAAGCAGAGGGAUGGAGCCUGAUGCUCAUCUUUCAUUCUCCUUUAUAUUCAGUCCUGGCCCUAAACCAUGGAAUGGUGCCAUCUACAGGUAAGGGGCAUCGUCCCAUCUUAACUGGCAUAGUCUAGAAACUUCAUAGGCAUUCCCAGACACUUGUCUUAGGUGAUUCUAGAUUCUGUCAUAUAGACAAUAUUUACCAUAUACCAACACAAUACCUCACUUGUGUGAGGGACCUUGGAGUCCUGCGCCUCUGUCUCGAGCUUAUAAAGAAAACAGCUAGAAAAACUCAUCGAGGAUAUUCUGUUGGGGGCAGCCAUAUUGACUAGCACAGUCCCCUGCCUAUACUGUUAAACUGACUCCCAGCCUGCCCUCUCCUUGUCUGCUGCUGCAGGUGGAAGUUUACAAGUUUGUGCCCUGCUCUGUGUAACCAUCACUGUUGGUGGCUCUUGUGCACCUCAUAGAAGAUGGAUACUGCAAAGAAUAUACCAUCUGCACCUGCUUGGGACCCAAGUCCACUCAGUGGCAGAGUGUGCUCUGUGUCCUUUGGGCCCAUGAAGACUCAGAAGGGAGGCUUCCCAUUAUACCUGUAUGCUUCUCAGUGAUCUGCAAAGAGCUGACCUCACAGUGUGCUCUGGCUAAGCUCUUGCUUGUUUAAUAUACUCUUGACACAAAGAA